AUGCGUCCGGUUAUGGAGAACCUCAAGCAAGUUAUGGUGGAUCCAGGAGUGGUGGAUAUGGCUCUCGAAAUGAGUACAGCUCGGGGAAAGGGCCUAGAAACGAAACCCUUUCUCAAGAUGACUAUGACUCGCACCAAUAUGGUAGUUCUAGAAACGAAUACGGAUUCCGAGGCGAACAUGGACCUCAAAGCGGAUACGAGUCCCGAGGUGGAUACGAGCCUCAAGGACGAUAUGGGCCACAAGGAGGUUAUGAAUCUCAGGGUGGCUAUGGGCCCCAAAGCGGAUACGAGUCUCAAGGACGAUAUGGGCCACAGGGAGGAUAUGAAUCUCAAGGUGGCUAUGGGCCCCAAAGCGGAUACGAGUCUCAAGGACGAUAUGGGCCACAAGGAGGAUAUGAAUCUCAGGGUGGCUAUAGGUCUCGCGAUGAGUACAGCUCUCGGACUGGGUACUCUUCACAAGGCAGAUACGAACAGAACUACGACGACCGUCAUGGUGGUGGUGGAUACAGAUAUUAAGAUCCAGAAUGUGGUAGCUACUCAGUGUUAA
Messenger RNA from Aspergillus versicolor CBS 583.65, 546 nucleotides. RefSeq lists its product as uncharacterized. NCBI's taxonomy places the organism in Eukaryota, Fungi, Ascomycota, Eurotiomycetes, Eurotiales, Aspergillaceae. The record is from RefSeq and is a predicted model, not a curated record. The transcript has a single exon. Bases 1 to 546 code for a protein of 181 amino acids.